AUGGUUGAUCAGUCUGAAGCCGAAGACGCUACCACAAAGAGACUCUCGUAUAGACAUAAGAGAGCAACAGUUAGAAAACAAAACAAAAAUGCCAGGUUCGAUCAGAAUUCUAAAAAUGAAAGUAGCAUAGAUUUACCAAGAAAGAGGUUUUAUAGGCAAAGAGCACAUUCAAACCCGUUCUCUGAUCAUAGAUUAGACUACCCAAGGAGUCCAGAUGAAAUGAAAUGGAAUCAGCUUUAUCCCAAAUACUACGAUGAGGAUAAAAAUAUUAUGAUGAGGAAUGUUGAAAUUGCAGACAUUGGUUGUGGAUAUGGAGGACUUCUUAUAAGCUUAGCACCAGAGUUCUCUAACACUUUGAUACUUGGUAUGGAAAUCAGAGUCCAGGUCACUCAGUAUGUUGAAGAUAGAAUAAUUGCUUUGAGGAAGAAGUACUCUGGUAAAGAAAUUGACUAUCAAAAUGUUGCAGUAUUAAGAGGUAAUGCCAUGAAGUUUUUACCCAAUUUUUUUAGAAAAGGUCAAUUAUCCAAAAUGUUCUUUUGUUUUCCCGAUCCGCAUUUCAAACAAAGGAAACAUAAGGCAAGAAUCAUUACUAAUACUUUACUUUCUGAGUACGCCUUUGUUCUCAAAGAGGGAGGAAUAAUAUACACCAUAACCGACGUUGAGGAUUUGCAUGAUUGGAUGGUUACUCAUUUGGAAGAGCAUCCAUUAUUUGAAAGAUUAGACAAAGAAUGGGAACUUCAGGAUAAAUGUGUCAAUAUUAUGACAAAUGGUACUGAAGAGGGUCAAAAGGUAACCCGUAAUAGAGGUCAAAAAUGGAUAGCUUGUUACAAAAGGCUUCCAUACCCACAAGACAACGAGUAA
Messenger RNA from Priceomyces carsonii, 861 nucleotides. Its product is annotated as tRNA (guanine46-N7)-methyltransferase. The transcript has a single exon. The record is from RefSeq and is a predicted model, not a curated record. Gene Ontology annotation, molecular function: tRNA (guanine(46)-N7)-methyltransferase activity. Gene Ontology annotation, cellular component: tRNA methyltransferase complex. Gene Ontology annotation, biological process: RNA (guanine-N7)-methylation; tRNA methylation. Lineage: Eukaryota; Fungi; Ascomycota; Pichiomycetes; Serinales; Debaryomycetaceae. The coding region runs from base 1 to 861 and encodes 286 amino acids.